GAAAACUGGUUUGGUUUAAUCCACUAGAGACGGCAUUGCGUGAAGUUUCUGCAUUGAGUUGUGCAUUUUCUUGACAGUGAAGACUGGAAGGCCUGUGUGUGACGAUGCCGGACGUGGAAUCAGAGAGUAGCACCCAGCCGGAGGCCAUGGAGGAGGAAGAGCCUCUCUUCAGUAACCUGGACCUCUUCCUCUUCACCCUCAUCGCCGGCCUCAUCAUCUACUGGUUCAUGUCCCGCAAGAAGGCCGAGCCCAUCCCCGAGUUCAAGAAGCUCGACCAACCAGCACCUUCUACUCGAGAGACUAGUUUUAUUGAGAAGAUGAAGAAAACAGGUAGGAACAUUGUGGUAUUCUACGGCUCUCAGACAGGCACGAGCGAGGAGUUUGCCAACCGGCUGUCCAAAGACGCCCAGCGCUACGGUAUGAAGGGUAUGGCUGCCGACCCCGAAGAAUACGACAUGUGUGAGCUGUCCCGUCUGGCUGAGAUUGAAAACUCCCUGGCCAUCUUCUGCAUGGCCACGUACGGAGAGGGAGACCCCACGGACAAUGCCCAGGACUUCUAUGACUGGCUGCAGGAGAGUGAUGGGGAACUGAAUGGAGUCAACUACACAGUGUUUGCGUUGGGUAACAAGACAUAUGAACACUACAAUGCCAUGGGAGCGUAUGUGGACAAGAGGCUGGAGGAGCUGGGAGCCAAGAGGGUCUUCGACCUGGGCAUGGGAGACGACGACGGCAACCUGGAGGAGGACUUUGUGACAUGGAGGGAGCAGUUCUGGCCAGCCAUGUGCGAGCACUUUGGAGUGGAGGCUUCAGGAGAGGACUCCAGCAUUCGUCAGUACGAGCUCAAGGAGCACAAUGACAUCAACAUGAACAAGGUGUACACAGGAGAGUUGGGGUGUCUGAAGAGCUUUGAGACCCAGAAACCGCCUUUUGAUGCAAAAAACCCCUUCCUGGCUCCAGUCAUUGUUAACCGCAAGCUCAACAAAGCAGGCAACAGGCAUCUCAUGCACCUUGAAGUCGACAUUACAGGCUCCAAGAUUAGAUAUGAGUCGGGAGACCACGUUGCCGUAUAUCCCACCAAUGACACAGCGAUCGUGAACAAGCUGGGACAGAUCCUUGGCGUGGACCUUGAUACGGUUAUUUCUCUCAACAACCUUGACGAGGAGUCCAAUAAGAAGCACCCAUUCCCUUGCCCCACCACCUACCGUACGGCUCUGACCCACUACCUGGACAUCAUCCAUCCGCCUCGCACCAACGUCCUGUACGAGCUGGCCCAGUACGCCACCGACCCCAAGGACCAGGAGAACAUGCACAAGAUGGCCUCGUCUGCUCCCGAGGGCAAGGCUCUGUACCAGAGAUUUGUGCUGGAAGACAACAGGAACAUCCUGGCCAUCCUGGAGGAUCUGCCAUCCUUGCGGCCUCCCAUCGACCACUUGUGUGAGCUCAUGCCCCGCCUGCAGGCUCGCUACUACUCCAUUGCCUCCUCCUCCAAAGUCCACCCCAAUAGCAUCCACAUCUGUGCUGUGCUAGUGGAGUACACGACUAAAACGGGGCGCCUCACCAAGGGAGUGGCCACCACUUGGCUGAAGAACAAACUGGUUGCGGACAACGGCCACAAGUCCACAGUCCCCAUGUACAUUCGCAAGUCUCAGUUCCGCCUGCCCUUCAAGGCCAGCAACCCAGUCAUCAUGGUCGGUCCUGGGACCGGCAUCGCUCCCUUCAUGGGCUUCAUCCAGGAGCGAGGGUGGCUGAAACAGCAAGGCAAGGAGGUGGGGGAGACGGUCUUGUACUUUGGCUGCAGGCACAAGAACGAGGACUAUCUGUACCAGGAGGAGUUGGAGGACGCUGAGAAAACGGGUGUCAUCACGAAGCUCAACGUCGCUUUCUCUCGGGACCAGGAGCAAAAGGUAUACGUGCAGCAUCUCCUGAGGACCAACAAGGAGGACCUGUGGAGGCAGAUCCACACAGACAACGCACACAUAUACAUCUGCGGGGAUGCGCGGAACAUGGCCAGGGAUGUGCAGACAGCUUUCUAUGAGAUAGCAGAGGAGCUGGGCGGCAUGACACGCACUCAGGCCACCGACUACAUCAAGAAACUGAUGACCAAGGGACGGUACUCGCAGGACGUCUGGAGCUAAAACCCCUAGGAUCCAACCACAUCCUAUAUUUGUUUGCAUUGUUAUUUGUGCCAGUUUGUGUCAGUAAUGGUUAUAAUGGGUCACCAACCCUGGUACUGGAGAGCUACCGGGUGUGCCGGCUUUUGUUCCCGCCAAGCACAAAAACAUCUUCUAUUGAUUGGCUUAUCAUCAUGACCUUGAUUAGUUCAGAUGGGUGUGUUUGUGCCGUGCUGGAAUAAAAGCCUACACACCCUGUAGCUCUCCGGGACCAAGAUUUGUGAUCACCGGGGAAGGAUAUCACUGCCGUCAUCAUUGGUUGUUUUAUUUCCAUGGAGCAACACAAGCCUUCAUGCACCACAAUAAUGGUUGGUUAUCCUCCAUUCUGAUUUGAUAUUUCAUGUCAGUCGGCCAUCAGUUUGGCAGUGUCAAAUGUAGCAUCACAUUUGUCGACAUCGUGAGUGAGAUGAUAUAUUGUAGCUGUACAUAAUUGUACGGUGCAAAGUGGAGGGGGCUUAAAUACAAAACUCAUACGGUGCAAGUCUUUUCUUUAGGAAGUUGACCUAAUCUGGGUAUUCAGAAUACAUUAUAAAUAUUUUGAUUUGUGAAAUAAAAAGUGACAUCUUUUUGUCUCUGAAAUCAGUCACUGAAAAUAUUAGUGUUUGUUUACCUUUUGCAUUUGGAUAAGGGAUAUUUAGCCUUUUAUGCAAUGAGGAUGUUACUGUACAUUUCUAAUAAAUCACAGUAACCUUUAGCAAGGCAUGAAAAAAGUAUCAUGGUGUAAUUAAGUAGUCAAUCCCUCUAAUGAGGAGAAAUUCUUAGCUUUUAUUUUCCAUGAGACUGCCUUUCUAAAUAUCAAUGAAAAUUAUUUUUAGGUUCCCUGUAGAAUUUGUAUACCUGAUGCAAAUGUAAAAACAUAUUUUUAAAAAUUUUACCUUUAUUUAACCAGGUAGGCCAGGUUAACAAGUUCUUAUUUACAACUGCCACUUGGCCAAGAUAAAGCAAAGCAGUGCGACAAAAACAACACAGUUACACAUAAACGUACAGUCAAUAACACAAUAGAAAAAUCUAUGUACAGUGUGUGCAAAUGUAGAAGAGUAAGGGGGUAAGGCAAUAAAUAGGCCAUAGAGGUGAAAUAAUUACAAGUACAAUUUAUCACUAACACUGGAGUGAUAGAUGUGCAAGUAGUAAUAAUAUGGGGAUGAGGUAGUUGGGUGUGCGAUUUACAGGUUGGCUGUGUACAGUGAUCGGUAAGCUGCUCUGACAGCAGAUGUUUAAAGUUAGAGAGGGAGAUCAGCUUCAGUGAUUUUUGCAAUUUGUUCCAGUCAUUGGCAUUAGAGAACUGGAAGGAAAGGCGGCCAAAGGAAGUGUUGGCUUUGGGGAUGACCAGUGAAAUAUACCUGCUGGAGCGCGUGCUAGGGGUUGGUGCUGCUAUGAUGACCAGUACACUUAGAUAAGGUGGGGCUUUACAAAUACUUAUAGAUGACCUGGAGCCAGUGGGUUUGGCAACGAAUAUGUAGUGGCCAGCCAAGGAGAGCAUACCGGUCGCAGUGGUGGGUAGUAUAUGGGGCUUUGGUGACAAAACGGAUGGCAAUGCAAAUGGUUGACAUAGAAAAAACAAGUAAGCCUGGAGGGGGGGGGAUGAGUAAAUAAUAUGCAUAUCUCUACUUAAAUACUCGGCAGGGUAGCCUAGUGGUUAUAGCGUUGGACUAGUAACCGAAAGGUUGUAAGUUCAAAUCCCCGAGCUGACAAGGUACAAAUUUGUCUUUCUGCCCCUGAACAGGCAGUUAACCCACUGUUCCUAGGCCGUCAUUGAAAAUAAGAAUUUGUUCUUAACUGACUUAGGUAAAAUCACACUUAUGUGACGGAUGCUGCUCAAACUUGUUGAGAUUUACUUUCUACCACCUCUUUUCAACUGUCGCCCAUUUAAAUUUGGCAUCCCUUUGUUCACUUCACUGACAUUUUUCAAAAAUAUUGGAGAGAAACCAUGUUCUGUGAAGACAUAGAUUCCAUUCCUGUUACUUUUUUGUCCACAUUCCAUUUUAUACAGUAAUACGUGUCUCAACUGAAUGAAUGUAACUUGGCAUCUCUUUUUAAAAUGAAUAAAAAAUAUUAAAUAGUCAA
Molecule: messenger RNA, 4235 nt
Organism: Salvelinus fontinalis (brook trout)
Lineage: Eukaryota; Metazoa; Chordata; Actinopteri; Salmoniformes; Salmonidae
Product: NADPH--cytochrome P450 reductase-like
Exons: 16
Coding region: 105-2135 (676 amino acids)
Biological process (GO): response to hormone
Cellular component (GO): cytosol
Molecular function (GO): NADPH-hemoprotein reductase activity; FMN binding; flavin adenine dinucleotide binding
Source: RefSeq, a predicted model, not a curated record